AUGUCUGCGAUUUUGCUUCUUGGGGGAGAUCAAGAACGCGACAGCUUUGCAGCAAAUCUGGCUUACCAGCAGUGUGCAGAGUGCCCCCUCACUGUGUUUGCGAGCUCACCGGGUGCUGGGGCAGAGGAGCGCCUGGCCAAAGUGCAGGCAGCUGGGCAGCUGGUGCUCUCCCAUCGGGCGGUCGACACCGUCACAAACUUCUCAACGAUGAUACCGGAUCUUCAGAAUGCUGGUGUGACACAUGUGCUUUUGGUGACUUCCGCCUACCACAUGCCCAGGGCCGCGGCAAUUGCUGAGAUCAUGUUGAGGUCCUGCAAGAUUACCUUUGAGGCUUGGCCUGUGGAGUGUGCUUCGAGCCGGGCAGGGAAGCGUGAGCCCACAUGGAAGACAUACCGAGAUGUCCUUCGAGCUCGAAUCUGGAGCAUUACUGGAUGGGAUUUCCUCUGGCUUGCACGAAUCCUGGUUCCUGCGGCCAGAUGCUGCAGAUGA
Symbiodinium natans is the source of this 489-nucleotide messenger RNA. The record is from the annotation of a GenBank genome assembly. NCBI's taxonomy places the organism in Eukaryota, Dinophyceae, Suessiales, Symbiodiniaceae.